This is a messenger RNA of Calypte anna (Anna's hummingbird), 1126 nucleotides long. RefSeq names its product PHD finger protein 5A (gene PHF5A). The transcript is spliced from 4 exons. Bases 210 to 542 code for a protein of 110 amino acids. Lineage: Eukaryota; Metazoa; Chordata; Aves; Apodiformes; Trochilidae. Gene Ontology annotation, biological process: mRNA splicing, via spliceosome. Gene Ontology annotation, cellular component: precatalytic spliceosome; catalytic step 2 spliceosome; U12-type spliceosomal complex. The record is from RefSeq and is a predicted model, not a curated record.
UCUUCUCCAAGCGGGAGAAGGUAACGGUGGAGCGGCUCUGCAAAGAGAAUUUUUUCGGCAUCCCUCCCUUCCGGGGCUUCGGUUUGUGGCGGUGCCUUGAGGGGACCCUGCGCCCACCCCGGCCAGGACCGGGGCCGGUGGGCGGUGCGGGUCGGAGGUGAGUGCACGGAGCGGCGGCAUCAGGAGCGCCAAGCGGUAGUCGCGUCGCUAUGGCCAAGCACCACCCGGACCUCAUCUUCUGCCGCAAGCAGGCGGGCGUGGCAAUUGGAAGACUGUGUGAAAAAUGUGAUGGCAAAUGUGUGAUCUGUGACUCCUACGUGCGGCCCUGCACCCUGGUGCGCAUAUGUGAUGAGUGUAACUACGGCUCCUACCAAGGGCGCUGUGUGAUCUGCGGGGGUCCUGGAGUGUCUGAUGCCUACUACUGCAAGGAGUGUACCAUCCAGGAAAAAGAUAGAGAUGGUUGCCCUAAGAUCGUCAACCUGGGCAGUUCCAAGACAGAUCUCUUCUACGAAAGGAAAAAGUAUGGCUUCAAGAAGAGGUGAUCCUAUCUGUACAUGGCUACACCUCCUGUCCGGUUGGCAAGAGGGUCUUGGAACAUCUCUGGACUUUUAUUGAAAACUGGUUGAUUAUCUUCUUCUAAAUUCAGUAAUACACUUGGGGUUGGAAAAGUAACAGAGUGGGUGGGGACUGAAAGCUCAUCAGAACUGACUAUCAGAAAGAGCAGGUGAGGAUUACUGUCUGUUACCUUUUCAGAAGCUCUGCUAGUAGUUGUCCCAGCUCACUAUAAAAAACCUGGUGGGCAAGUAUUUAAGCACAGAGGGGAGCAGCUUGGUAAAAAGCAAGUGUCCUUUUGUGUAUUCUUACCCGACCUCUCAAUUGUUAUAAAUUGCCCCUCACCAUCUGUAUUGAGGAACAAAGCACCAAUCCCAUGUGCCCGCUUCCCCCGCCCCUUUUCUCCAGUAUAUUUCCAUGCUGCCCUGUUUUGUAAGGAACCUGCUCAUGGCUGGUGCCUUCCUAGGGAGAGCCCAGCUGUUCCAUGUUUUCUUUGACAGAUUAAUCCAAGGCUAUUUCUUGUAACUGUUUCUGUAGGAUGCAUACCAAUAAACCUUUUUCCUUUUUUUUUUUU